Messenger RNA from Monopterus albus (swamp eel), 2080 nucleotides. It is a transcript of the gene rgs8, whose product is annotated as regulator of G protein signaling 8. Lineage: Eukaryota; Metazoa; Chordata; Actinopteri; Synbranchiformes; Synbranchidae. The record is from RefSeq and is a predicted model, not a curated record. The transcript has 5 exons. The coding region runs from base 175 to 699 and encodes 174 amino acids.
CCCCUAGAUAUCUUUAGUCCUGAGCUGUACAGAUUCAUACAAAUACACAACAGCAUUGGCUAGACGGAGACUGUGUCUGCCAAAACGCAAACUGGGGAUAGGUAGUGAUAGAAAAGAAGGAAAGAAAGUAUUCAGCAGAGCUCGCACUCAUCGAACCUAAGCAGGAUUUGCACCAUGAAGACCAGACUAGGCUGCCUGUCCAAAAAAUCCGACUCCUACAGUGAUUUUUCUGAGUUCCUUCCUCCUGCCCACGAAACCACAGCCAGGUGUCUGAAACUGUCGACAGAUGAAGUCGUUCGAUGGUCUGAAUCGUUUGAUCGCCUUCUGUCUCACAAAUAUGGCCUGGCUGCUUUUAGGACAUUUCUCAAGACGGAGUUCAGUGACGAGAAUAUCGAAUUUUGGAUGGCCUGUGAGGAGUACAAAAAAGUCAAGAGCUCUACCAAACUUGUGUCAAAAGCAAACAAAAUCUUUAAGGAGUUCAUUGAUGUUCAGGCACCAAGAGAGGUAAACAUUGACUGCCGCACCAGGGAAAAGACAAAGCAGAAUCUGGAGGAUCCAUCCCCAACCAGCCUUAAUGAUAUCCAGGCUAAAGUUUACAGUCUCAUGGAGAAAGACUCCUACCCACGAUUCCUCAGGUCCAAGAUGUACCAGGACAUAGUCAAAAGGGCACAUGCACAAAGCCAACGGAGGUCUGUUUGACUGAAUCUGGUGGUGAUCACAGUGGACACAAAACUAGACCUACGUGUAUACUGUAAAUCAGUCAUUAACGCUGAAUACUGUGAAAUUGCAAAGAUGGGGCGACAAGCUUGACUGUUUCCUUUUGUCUACACCAGCUCCAUGCAUGCAAUCCUUCUAGAUAAGACGCGUCUCAGUGGGCAGCACUGUAAACAAGAAAAGGGGGAGACUGAAUGAGAAUAAGCUAGUUUUAAUUCUUUAUAGGUAUGAAAAUACAUAUACAAAAGACCAUAAUAUGAGGUAUGCUUUCACUGUUUAACACUAAUUAUGUAUAAAACAAUGCAAGAGUUUUUGAUUAUAAAGCAAUAACAGCAACUUCUGUACCAUAGAAAUGAGUAAUUUUUAAAGUUUUGUCUACAGUAUUUGAUGGGUCCUUUGGUUGUAGUUUAUUUAGGUUAUAGCAAAAUAACUGACAAGACAAGUACUGACCUGAUUAUGCUUACUCAUCAAGAAGAAAAUACACUGAGGAAAUCACAGUGGUUUUAUCACCUAGCGCUACCUCCACUUAUCAUAAGUUGUAUGUGAGAUAGACACGGUCAUAUGAAGGUGACUCGAGUCUGUGUUUAUGAACAAUGGAGUGGGUGAACACUUGACAUUUAAAUUGUGCCAAACUAGAUUGCACAUAGAUAUGUUGCUGCAAACUCUUGCAGGUAUUCUGUGUCAUUAACUGUGGAGUAUAAGGGAGGGUUGGGUUAAAUCUUGCUUUCAAUUCACUCAGGAAGUGAAAUAAUGUUCAGCAAGUUAUAUAUGUGUAUAUAUAUAUAGUGUAGGGCAUGGAGCAGCCAUUCUAGAGCAGGGUUCUGUGGAAGUUAUCAAUUGUAUUUCUUUUGUUUUAAGCCAUGCCACUGAACUUUUUUAAUUGCUGAUCAACAUUAACUUUAUAACGUUUUGACAAAAGUGAUGACUAAACGGUUGAAUGACCUUACUAAAAUGCAAGUUGCAGCAGAAGUAUUUAGUAUUAUAUAUUGGUCUCCCAGUCGUACUUGUAGUGAAUUGAAAAUGAGAGCCAACCCCCCACAGAAUUUGUGCAAAUUUCUUUUUUCAGCAUGAUGCAAUUCUCAGAAUAACUAUUUAGAUAUUCCUUAACUUGCGCAGUAUGUUAUAAAAAUGACUGCAACUUGGUGAAAUGUAGAAUAUGUUGCUCACAUGACAAAUGUGUUUGAACUGUGUGCCCUUGGCAUUUGCACUUCUUUUAACUAAGUCAUAUAUUUUCUUUUAGUGCAUGUGUACUCUAUAAGGCAAACUGUUGGAAAUGCAGCAAAACUGGCUGCUAAACAUUUCACCCUAUAUGAUAUCCUACCUUGUUCCAUGUGAAUGUUGUGCUCCCCCAUAUUUUGUGAUUAAA